AUGACCUUCGAGGUUUUCGAUGACCUCCGUCUGUGGGCCGAUACUUUGCAGGACAAUCUUAUUUGCUCUAGGUUCUUUGCAAGUCUCUUCUCAGCUCCCAAGACCAGUCGUCUGCAUUCCUAUGUCCUCUCACCCACUGCUUUCUCCAAAACUAUGGGCGCUUCGGGAUCUGACCUCUUGGGAUCCACAGAACUUGCGCAAUCCCACUCCAUCACAUCAGUAUCCACCACUACCUCAUCCACCUAUUACACUUACUUCUCUAGUCUACUUUCCCGUGUCAUUCACUACCAUCGUCACAGUGGGAGCAGCAACGGCUUUCUCCACGUCACUGUGGAUCGAAUCCUUUUCGUCACCAUCUCUCAGGGUCGCAAACCUGCUCUUGUUGCCUCCUGGAACUUCACCAACGGUGAGAUCAGCGUCUACGGUACCGGUCGCAUCUCCGCCACAUCUGGAGAUUCGGAAAACAAAAUUUUUUACCUAAUGGAGGCAGCAGAUCGCUACGUCUUUGCUUGCGACAAGGCGAUUGAACUGAGCACCUGGAUUCAGCGUGUCACUCGACCUGCCUCCUACCUUUACGAACGUCGCUGGUUGUCUUCCGUAACUUCCCAGCUGGGCCAAGACCAGGCAAUACUUCCCAUGCCCUUCACUAGAAACAGUGAACGAAAGUUUUAUGACGCCAGUCCAAAGGAUACCUCUGAGAUUCGGAUGGAUGGUUCGCAGCAGGCGCCAAGUUGUUCACAAUACGAGCAAAAUGAUUCCCUGACCUCCGCCGGCCGGCCGGUGUUGCUACUACCCAUCGGUGUCAUUCAGAGGCUCCACAUGACCUCGUUCUCAGUCAACGCGAGCGUUCACUCCCUCAGUUUUAAGCAACACAAACGCGCGUAUCCGUCCAACAGCGCGUCUGCGAAAAGCAGGCGGCUGCGCGACUCCUCACUCGCUAGCCAACUUGCGGGCUCUCUCUCCUUCCUUGGUCUAGCGUUCGGUCUCGUCUCGCAUUCAGACCACACGUGCCGGUUCCUGGACGCGUUUCAUUCACAUUGCCCUCUACCCUCGCUCUCUGUGAUUAGAGGUAUUACCAUGAGUCAAAAAAGGAGUCUUCAGUUUUGCAGCUUGCAUCAUAUCUGCGUCUAUGGAGAUCCCACUGAAGAGCUUUUACCGUCGAUUAUCGCUGUUCGUUUUGACUACAAGAAGGAAGCUUCAUCCUUGGGCUCAUACCGAACUCGCAUGCGCUUCUUGAGUCACCCCACCGACCAGCCAGUCUUGUCAACCGGACAACUUCGCACCGUCCGACAGCAAGAUAGCUACGUGCUCCGCCACAGCUAUUCUAACGUAUCUACGGGUCACGAUACCCGCAAUCAGCAUCGUCAUCAUCACAUGUUGACGGAACGCCUCAGCUGCCGCGUGCACACCAGCGGUAGUGACGGAACCGACCAACAAGUCCCCAUUAUGGUUGCUCUAUCUCCUUUACCACUGGACUAUCUUCCUUGCUCCGCGGAGAGUGAGGCAAAACUGGAAGUGGAUGUGGAGGCAGGGGGCGAGGAGCACAAUGCUGCCAUCACCACUACCAGCGUCAGCAGCAAUAGAAGCGGCGCCACCUCGCCAUCACCUCCACCGCUCCCACUGUCUUUCCCAAACUCAGCACCAGUGGCGCCGCAUCGAUUUAUGCGCUCGCGACUGGCUAACAGCUGGUCCACCUCCCCCGGUCUGCUCUCCGCCUCAUCUUCUUCCCAAGGUGUUCGGAUGAUAGCGCCCUGUGCUCGCGCCUCUUCGGAGUGCCGCCACUGUGACAGCGGUGGUGGUCGAGGGCAGCAGUGGCAGCACGAAGUGCGCCAGCCAUUGCUGGUAGGUGUGACGUGUAGCGUUCCGUGGGACGCCGCAGCAACGGGUGAGAAACCGCGCACUGGUCGUCUCUACUUAUCUCGUGAGGAGAUUCAAGUGGCUGCUCUUAAGGCUGCUACCACUGUCCCCCUCUCCUCACUCCCCUCUGCUGGGCCUUUCUCCUGUUCCAGCUCAUUCUCCGGGCGGGACGAUGACGAUGACAUCGAUAAUUUGGCUACUUCUGGAGGGCACGAACAGACUUCGUUGAACUUUGCAGACGCAGCGUCGGCGACUCCGAGUCGCAGUUCACCAGCGCCCGCUUCUUUCCCUCUUCCUUCUGCUCCUCCAUCAGCACGAUAUUACGUCAACCUAGGGCCAGUUUCACCAUCAUCGCUUAGUGACGGCUCUUCUGUGCAUCGCUUGGCGACGAUGGCAACGGCAAUAGCCUCCGUCUCCGAGUGCACUUCCUCUGCUACGGAUUCCACCAUCGCUGCUUCUUCGUCGGCGAUUGAGUCGGUGUCCCCCUCGGCCAACUACCUCAGCUACACUCCUUACGUGCCCCUCUCGCGUCAACGCUCCAGUGGUAACGGUUGCGGCCGCGGUCGCAUUCGCACCUUCAGCAGUGGUCAGCCUUCCGUCAGGCGAAAUCCCCUACUGCUAACUCGUCAGGCAAUCUACGACAGAUCUCAGCAGUCUCCUCGUCUUCCUACACAGCCCCUCGGCAGCCUGCCUCGGACCACAUCCCAUACCGGGCUGAUCUCACCCCCCACCGACGUGUCUGACGCCUCCAAGUUGGCUAGUCUGCAGACACAGGGGCCGCACGGGCCACCCGGACAGCUCCGAGACGAUUCCGACAGCCCGGCGGUCCAUCAUUCCACUGAGGCUAUUUCCUUCUCUGAAGCAGUAGUGGUGAACCGUGGUGUCAGCAACGGCAGCAGCAGCACUGUCGGCGAGCCGCGGUCCAACUACGUAGCCAUCGAUGUUGUUGAGACCCUCGCGCCCUCUUGCCUAAUGCAACGCAUGCCUUCUGCAGGCCAGUACAACACUGACGCUUCCAAUAUCAGCAAUAGCAAUAGCAACAGCAACAGUGUCAGUCACCAUACUACUAACAGCUCUGUCUAUACAGAUCAAUGCUCGCCAAAAGUCGUUUGA
Molecule: messenger RNA, 2970 nt
Organism: Echinococcus granulosus
Lineage: Eukaryota; Metazoa; Platyhelminthes; Cestoda; Cyclophyllidea; Taeniidae
Exons: 13
Coding region: 1-2970 (989 amino acids)
Source: RefSeq, a predicted model, not a curated record